Molecule: messenger RNA, 835 nt
Organism: Mugil cephalus (flathead mullet)
Lineage: Eukaryota; Metazoa; Chordata; Actinopteri; Mugiliformes; Mugilidae
Gene: org
Product: oogenesis-related gene
Exons: 6
Coding region: 103-759 (218 amino acids)
Source: RefSeq, a predicted model, not a curated record
ACCUUCAGGGUACAUCUCACCCUACAGAAGCUCCUCAACCUCUUAGCCCUUUUGCCUCGGCUCCUCCUUCCAGACGUUUCUAAGGUUUAGUCCCGCAGCAAGAUGAGUUGUGAAAUCCGCAGAGACGUCGUGGAGCAGGAGCAGAGCGAAAACACUGAGGACAGAGUCGUGAGGAGGGACGGCGUGCUUCGCUCAGUACUCCGCGGCCUCUUCUGGCCUUUUGGGAUCGUGGUCCGCGCGUACCGCCGGUUCUGGUGGGUGCUGGGCUUCCGGCAGCCACAGGAGACCGUCCGCGUUAGCCCAGCGGUUUCCAGCCCUGCGCGGCACAGCCUCACAGGCCGCAAGCGGCUGCAUCGGGUCACUCGGCUGCUGCUGUCCAUCCUACCCCGCCGGGUGCAGGGCGCCCUGGGCUACCCGGUGUCGAGCAGCAUUGGGCGAACCCUGUCUCCAGAAAUCCGAGUCUCUCCUACUAAACCUUGUGGAAAGGGCAGCAAGCGAAAGCAGGAUGACUUGGAUGAGGAUGAAGAGGAGGAGCAUCAGACGUGGGUGGAGGCGCUCUCUCAGGAGCUUGCCGACGAAGGACCCGAGGAGGAUCCUGACUAUGAGCCUAGUACCAUAGAGACGGAGAGUGAAGAGUACCGUUCACACAACAACACAGAAAGUGACAUAGAGGUUCCUGGGAAGGGCAUCGUCAUUGAGGAUGUGAACACGGAUUUUGAUCGGUCUGCGCCGGCUGAGGUCUCCUGCCCUGCUGACUAAUAUGUCAUAUUGACAGUAUGUUAUGUUUCAGUGUUUUGUAUGUUUAUAUAUUCAAUAAAAUGUCCUUUUGCCUUGA